This is a messenger RNA of Trypanosoma cruzi, 594 nucleotides long. RefSeq names its product translation elongation factor 1-beta, putative. Gene Ontology annotation, molecular function: guanyl-nucleotide exchange factor activity; translation elongation factor activity. Lineage: Eukaryota; Euglenozoa; Kinetoplastea; Trypanosomatida; Trypanosomatidae. Gene Ontology annotation, cellular component: eukaryotic translation elongation factor 1 complex; cytosol. Gene Ontology annotation, biological process: translational elongation. Bases 1 to 594 code for a protein of 197 amino acids. The record is from RefSeq and is a predicted model, not a curated record. The transcript has a single exon.
AUGACCACCCUGAAGGAACUUAACGGCCGCCUCAGCUCCCAGCCAUACGUCUCGGGCUACUGCCCCAGCCAGGAAGACGCGAAGAUAUUCGCUGAGAUGUUCGGCUCGUGCACUGCUGUGGCUGAGUGGGCCGCACGUAUGGCUUCGUACUAUCAAGCGGAGCGCGAACAGAUCCUCAAGGGCACCACAUCCUCCUCAAAGAAGGCCGCUGCUGCUGAAGACGAAGACAUUGACCUUUUCGGGGAAGCGACGGAGGAGGAGACAGCUGCUCUUGAGGCCAAGAAGAAGAAGGACGCUGACGCCAAGAAGGCAAAGAAGGAGGUUAUCGCCAAAUCCUCCAUUCUGUUUGACGUCAAGCCGUGGGACGACACCGUGGAUUUGCAGGCGCUGGCGGAUAAGCUGCACGCCGUUAAGCGCGACGGCCUGCUGUGGGGCGACCACAAGCUGGUGCCUGUGGCAUUCGGCGUGAAGAAGCUGCAGCAGCUUAUCGUCAUUGAGGACGACAAGGUCUCCAGUGAUGAUUUGGAGGAAUUGAUCAUGUCGUUUGAGGAAGAAGUGCAGUCCAUGGACAUUGUCGCCUGGAAUAAGAUCUGA